This is a messenger RNA of Exophiala mesophila, 2772 nucleotides long. RefSeq lists its product as uncharacterized. Gene Ontology annotation, cellular component: GPI-anchor transamidase complex; membrane. The record is from RefSeq and is a predicted model, not a curated record. Gene Ontology annotation, molecular function: serine-type endopeptidase activity. NCBI's taxonomy places the organism in Eukaryota, Fungi, Ascomycota, Eurotiomycetes, Chaetothyriales, Herpotrichiellaceae. Bases 1 to 2772 code for a protein of 923 amino acids. The transcript has 6 exons. Gene Ontology annotation, biological process: attachment of GPI anchor to protein.
AUGGCACCUCCAGUCAGAAUCUCCACCAAUAACCUACCCUUCAAACCAUCGUCCUUUAAUCUUGCGCGAAUACGAACCUACGUCUUCCGACUGCCCUUGUUCACCCGCCUUAUUCUAUUUGCAAUCAUUGCCUUUUGGAUUCUAGAACUUCAGACAGUCUGGAGUGUGAUACAAUGGGGAUCAUUGAUACCAAAAGAAGUAGGGCUGAGCAGCAUGUACCGGCUCAACACAUACCCCUUGAUUCAUCUCGGCUUCUUUCACAUGCUUAUGGACACACUGUGUCUUAUUCCUCUAUUGGAAAGAUUUGAGGCGGAAUGGGGCACAUUGAACAGCGCUGCAUUAUUCAUGGGCCCACUGGGUCAGAUCCCUGCCGCCUUGUAUUUGCUUUUGGACUAUGUUGUUUUAAGAGACAAUACUCCCGUCCUGGGAGCCAGUAUAUGGGUCUUCCUGCUCCUCGCCUCCGAGUCAAUCAAGACAUACCGGGCCAAUCCCUAUCUCGAAAUUGCUGGACAAAAGAUCCCUACCUGGAUAACUCCACUCGCCUUGCUUCUGGUGAUCUGGGUUUUGAUUCCGAAUACAUCCUUCCUAGGCCACCUCAGCGGCGCCAUUGCCGGAUACCUGUGGGGACUGGGAUAUAUCAGGUUUCUGGCUCCACCAGAAAAAGUCUUGAGGUGGAUAGAGGGCAAGCUGAACCUGCUGGGACGACUUCCUCAUUAUGUCUCUGUGGAUCAGAAGACAUACGGCCGCUACGGAGUUCUGCCAUCGAGCUCGACGAGCGGCCCCGGUGAACACUUGAGCCCCAUUGGGCUGGGAUGGAUGGGCAAUGGGUCAGGGUCAGGUCAAAGACUUGAAAAUGCCCUGACCAAACUCCGCAGGGACGACCCCCAACUCCUUCGAAUCCCGCCUUACCUGUCUCUGCUCGCUGUAAUAGGCGGCGUUAUCUGGAUUCUUUUGCUCCCAUUGCAAGAGUAUUCCCGCCGGACAUAUAUCUCGGAAAAUGCACUCCUUCCGGGACAGGUACAUACUUAUUUCGGUGGAAGCGAGCAACAUAUCUUUCGAGCUUACAAGCAUGAAUUGUCGACUGUGUUCGAAGCACCUCACAGCAAUGGAACAUCAUCCCCUCAGGAAACACGCCUCGUCCAAGACUCCAAAUCAGCCAAGAUUCAACAAUUGUUCCAAAGUGCUGGCUUGAAGACGGCCCGACAACGGUACUCGUAUACUUCCUCCGGCAACACAUAUGAAGGGGAGAAUGUCCACGCGAUCCUGCAUGCUCCACGAGGGGAUGGGACUGAAGCAAUUGUUCUAUUAGCGGCGAUGAGCAACAUUGACGGGGCCAAGAACAUCAACGGCGUAACGUUACUGAUCUCGUUGGCACGUUACUUCAAGAGGUGGUCGCUUUGGUCGAAAGAUAUCAUCUUCUUGGUUACUCCAGACUCGACGACUGGCCCGCAGGCUUGGAUGGACGCAUAUCACUCCACGCACGAUCCCACACAUGUCCAGGCCAUUUCUUUGAAAUCUGGCGCCAUACAAGGCGUGAUUUGUAUUGACUACCCGUUUGAACAUCGCUUCGAGGACUUCCACAUUGCGUAUGAUGGCAUCAACGGGGCGCUUCCAAACCUCGAUCUUUUCAACACUGCCGUCACAAUUGCCUCCGGCCAAAUGGGAAUCGGCGCCUCGAUCCAGUUUCAACAUGAAUACACUCAGAAGGAGAACCAAGCAUCCUACCCCGCUCGCCUGCAUACCCUGGUGAAGGGCAUGUCGUCUCAAGCACUGGGCCAUGCCACAGGCCCGCAUUCAAGCUUCAUGAGCUAUCAUAUUGACGCAAUCACUCUUACUGCCAUUGGAAAUGGAUGGCAAGAUGAAAUGGCGUUUGGGAGGACGGUUGAAAGCAUUUGUCGGAGUUUGAACAAUCUCCUGGAAAAGCUACAUCAAAGCUUCUUCUUCUAUCUCCUGAUGCAGACCAACCGCUUCGUGAGCAUCGGCACUUAUCUUCCUAGUGCCAUGGCGAUUGCAGCAUCCUACACUAUCAUGGCAAUCCACCUCUGGGUCGUGAGUGGCUAUAAAAAAGUUCCACGGCCGAUCGCUGCCCCCGGUACCGUCGCCAAAAAAGAGCAGACUCUACUUAAAGAGGCUUCAGAUUCAGAUGCAAAAAAUGCUCCCAAGAGUUCUCCCACACCUGAACCCGUCGAUCGAAAACUGAUGCUGCCCAUCACACUUGUCACGGCGGUCCAACUUGGAUCACUGAUACCACUCUACCUCCUAACCACACUCGGUGUGUCCUCGUUGCCAAUCACAUUUACGAUCCUCUCAUUGUGUACUCUUGUUCUUCCUGCUAUUCUCGCGUCGAUCAUCACAAGCACCCCCUCGAAUUCUCCGACGGUGGAAGAGUUCACUCUGAUCAAAUCAUUGAGCCUCCUUGUUCUUGGUCUGUCACUAACGGUACUGGCCACGCUGAACUUCAGCCUGAGUAUGGUACUGGGACUCAUCUGCAUACCACUGGCGUUUGUUGAUAGGACGCCAAAUAGACCACGACUUGCAACGCUGCAGUAUCUCGUACUCGUCAUCCUCAGCCCCGCAGGCGUGGCUGCGGGACUUUUGGGAUAUGCACAUGUUGCUUUGGGAAAGGAUGGGCUAUUAUUGGAAUGGCUUGCGCGAUUUGCCUUUGGCUUCAAUAUCUGGGGCAGCUGGGGUGUCCCCGUUGGAGUCUUGUGCAUUUGGCUACCAGCCUGGGUGAUCAACCUGACUGUUGUUGCCAGUACAUGGUUUUCAUAG